UGAACCUUCGCCUAACGAUAACACGUUAGUGAAAACAAAAUACACGGUGAUGAGAGAAGCCCAACCCGUUCCGAAGCACACCGUCAUCGAUCCAGCGGCGUUACGAUGUGAGUUCGACUAUCAGUGUCGUAUGGGCGAGAGUUGUUCGGGUGUGAUCGAAUUAGUUGAUAGAAACAUUACCGUAUGCCAAUACGAUGUCACCAAAGUGGAUCGUCUUUGUAUUUUUCAUGCUGACUGUCUACAAGGCCAACAAUGUCGUCGCAGUGCAUCCGGUGCGUUCGUGUGCACACCGUCCAUCGAAGCUGCACUCGGUACCGUGUCGUGUGUCUACGACUACGAAUGUUCAGGAGGCAAAAAGUGCAUGAACAUUGCCGGUCCGAAAAAGGCGAAGAACUUGGCAAGAUUCCCCGCAUUGAAGAUUUUUCGCUGUCGUCAGUCGCAAACGAAUGAUCCGCGACACGAUCAACUCUGCAAUAGCAACGCCGAGUGUCCAUAUCAGCAGGUUAGUAAACUGCUUAUUGUGAUAGACUGUCGAAAUUAUACCGUUUUAGUCUAUCUAUUUCGGUGUAAAUGUGGAACAAGAGCUAAACUGUCUUUAUGUAAAUUUUACUUCACCAAUAGCUUCAUAGAAAAGUCUAAACUUUGGUUUCAAAAUGACUAA
Messenger RNA from Angiostrongylus costaricensis, 661 nucleotides. The record is from the annotation of a GenBank genome assembly. NCBI's taxonomy places the organism in Eukaryota, Metazoa, Nematoda, Chromadorea, Rhabditida, Metastrongylidae.